CUUGCGCUGCGCCGUAGUCCGCGCUGCCGGCCCGGAGGUCGCGAUGGCGGACGUGUCCGAGAGGACCCUGCAAGUAUCCGUGCUGGUGGCUUUCGCCUCCGGAGUGCUCCUGGGCUGGCAGGCGAAUCGGCUCCGGAGACGCUACCUAGACUGGAGGAAGCGGAGGCUGCAGGACAAGCUGGCGACGACGCAGAAGAAGCUGGACCUGGCCUGAAGGCGCGCGCCGGGGGCCCCAGACGACCUCGCGUUUGCCUCUCGAUGCCGGCGCGUGAGCCCCGGGCCGCGCGGGCCUGGGCGGGGCCGGGGCCGGGGCCGGGGCCGGGGCCGGGCCUGGCCUGGGCCUGGCGCUGCUAGCUCUCUGCCGCCCUGAGGAUUGUCCUGAGUGUUAGCUUGUCGAAGAAAGUAUUGAAAAAGUAAUUUCUUCUUGCACUUUAUGGCUGUAUUUUUAAAAUAAAAGUUUUAAAACAUCUUUGAA
Molecule: messenger RNA, 475 nt
Organism: Dipodomys spectabilis (banner-tailed kangaroo rat)
Lineage: Eukaryota; Metazoa; Chordata; Mammalia; Rodentia; Heteromyidae
Gene: Mtln
Product: mitoregulin
Exons: 2
Coding region: 44-214 (56 amino acids)
Biological process (GO): positive regulation of mitochondrial membrane potential
Cellular component (GO): mitochondrial inner membrane
Source: RefSeq, a predicted model, not a curated record